This is a messenger RNA of Guillardia theta CCMP2712, 626 nucleotides long. RefSeq lists its product as hypothetical. The transcript has a single exon. The record is from RefSeq and is a predicted model, not a curated record. Bases 258 to 572 code for a protein of 104 amino acids. NCBI's taxonomy places the organism in Eukaryota, Cryptophyceae, Pyrenomonadales, Geminigeraceae.
AGGACGUUCAUCAUCUUGCAAAUUAAAGAGCAGCUGUUCUCUGCCUCCUCGACUCUGCUCAGCUUGCCAAAAUCGGAAAGAUUGCGUACUCUCUUGAUCCACUGUGGAAGACAGGACCAAAAUUACAUCUCUGAUUCAAGAUGCAACAUCGCAGACAUUCUUGUCCAGAUGUGCUUUUGAUUCAUUCUUCUUGUUCUGUGGUGAAGCACACGCGCGAUGAUGCUACUUUUUCCUCCGCAUCUCACAGGAAAGAUUUCAUGCCGACUCCGGCACUUAGUGAAGUUUCCCAUCACAAAUGGGAGCGAUUUCGAGGAAUUGCAAACAAGGUCUAUGCAGCAUCCAACUUCAUUACAAAAACUUCUCAAAAAUCAGAAGUCUUGUUUCACAAACUCAUGACAAUUAAUUUCUCCGCAAUCGAUGUGAAUGGCAAUUUGACCUUGAACGGAAGCCAUAAACCAAUUGAUUUGCAUUGCCGAAUUCCGAACAAAUCUUCGAUUGAUGAGGGGGGGAACUUUGUUCAACCUACUGAUUCUGAUGUUCGUUACAAGGAGUUCACAUUUGGCCAUCUGUAAUGAUUGGAUGCUUUUCUAUGUAAACUAUUCUGGAAUUACAUUUUAUAUCCUUGA